AUGUCCGACAGUGAUUUCGACAAAGACACGCGUGUCGCAAUCACUCAACCCCAGGGAAACAGCACAUCGACCCCAUCCCAGUUGCAUACCUCAGAAAACCCCCGCGUGGUGGAAGAGGUCGAAUCCGAACAUGACCAUACCUCUGUGUCCUCAGCAUCAACGCGAUCCGACUCAAUUGCCUCAACAGACACGCGCCCAGCCAUACACCACACAUGGAGCAGGAAUACAGGCCACUCUUGGCCCGGUGAUAAGGACGACGCCAUCGCCACCGUGACUACCAACGCGACUCAAGACCCCCACUUUGAGGUCGACUUCGACGAUGACGGCGAGAACCCACAAGACUGGCCAAUGGCUAAGAAGGCACUUGUUAUCUUUUUCAUGAGCUUCUCCACCCUAGUCGUAGUCAUGUACUCCACAAGCUACACAAGCGGCAUACCGGGCAUGAUGGCGACGUUUGGCAUACGCUCAAAGACGCCUGUCAUUCUAGGCAUCACGACAUACAUGUGUGGUCUCGCAAUCGGAUCACUGCUUCUCGCGCCACUCAGUGAAAUGUACGGCAGAAGACCAGUGUAUUUGACUUCCGUUGCCGCCUUUACAAUUCUCGUCUUGCCAAGUGCCAUGGCAAACAACCUCGCACAGAUUCUUGUCAUGCGCUUUUUUGGUGCCAUUGCAGGAGCUGCCAUGAUCUCCAACGCUCCAGGCACCGUCUCUGACAUCUCCCGCGAAGACUACCGCGCCCUGGCCUUUUCAAUCUGGUCUCUUGGGCCCAUGAAUGGACCCGUUAUAGGGCCCGUGAUUUCUGGCUUUGUGUUCCAGGCUCUGGGCUGGCGAUGGACAAAUUGGGUUGUGAUGAUCGGCUCCGGUGCCUCAUGGUUCAUGGUGUUCAUGGUAAAGGAAACAUAUGCGCCAGCCAUCCUUCGGGCAAAAUCCGCCAAGAAACGCAAGGAAACAUCUGACCCUCGAUAUUACUCGCGCUACGAUGACAAGAAAUCAUUCUGGCCUCUGUUGAAAGAGAACCUAUACCGCCCCUUCAGUAUGGCCUUCAACGAGCCGAUUUGCAUUUUCUGGGAUGUUUACAUUGCGCUCGUCUAUGGAGUUUUGUACCUUUGCUUCGUGUCAUAUCCAAUCGUUUUUGGAGAACUCCGAGGCUGGUCGCCUGGACUAGUGGGACUCGGUUACAUCGGCAUUGGCGUUGGGGGUGUACUGGUAAUAGCCUCUGAGCCACUUAUCCGCCGUAUGAUCAACAGUCACAAGAAGGACCCUGAAACGGGUAAGCCGUAUCCAGAAGCUAUGGUCAGUGUUGUUGUCAUUGCAGCGGUUUGUGUCCCAGUGGGCGAAAUGAUGUUUGCAUGGACUUGCACCCCUAAUGUUCACUGGAUCUUUCCAAUCCUUGCUGGUGUUCCAUUCGGUGCCGGCAAUUGUGGCGUCUUCAUAUAUGCCUCAAACUACCUUGUCCACUCUUAUGGCAUUUAUGCCGCCUCUGCGCUUGCUGGAAAUGCAGUCCUCCGCUCUGCAAUGGGCGGCGCCCUUCCUUUGGCCGGUCCCCAGAUGUAUAAGACCCUUGGUCCGCACUGGAGUGCCACUAUGUUAUCGCUGAUAGAAUUUGCCAUGAUACCUAUCCCUGUGAUAUUCUACCUCUACGGCCAUAAGAUUAGGGAAAAGAGCGCAUUGAUUAGGCAGAUGAGAGAGGAUAGAGAGAGGUUAGAGAACAAGAAGAAAAGGGCUGCUGAGAAGGCUGAGAGGUUAAGAGCAGGGGACGGGGCAGCGGAUUUGGAAAAACAGAAAAUAGACGUUUGA
Bipolaris sorokiniana ND90Pr is the source of this 1797-nucleotide messenger RNA. RefSeq lists its product as uncharacterized. Gene Ontology annotation, cellular component: membrane. Gene Ontology annotation, molecular function: transmembrane transporter activity. The transcript has 3 exons. The coding region runs from base 1 to 1797 and encodes 598 amino acids. The record is from RefSeq and is a predicted model, not a curated record. Lineage: Eukaryota; Fungi; Ascomycota; Dothideomycetes; Pleosporales; Pleosporaceae. Gene Ontology annotation, biological process: transmembrane transport.